UCAGGCCGAUACAUGGAGUAUGACGCGAAGCGUCUGAAUCAGUCUACAUUCGACCGUCGCGCGCGUCGUGCCGCGAAGUCGUGUAGUCGGAGUCGAGUCGGGUCGGUUUGAAUCGAACCGAAUCGAGUCAUCCGACGUGUCGAAACGAGAAAACGCAAAAAAACGAUCGGGUUGCGCGCGGAGGACGGUGGUGUAUACAUAAUAAUAUCAACAAUAGUAACGACUGACCGACGCAAAUCGCGGUCUUAUCGGACCCAACGGGACGGAAGGAGCGGGAGGAUGUGAGAGAAGUUUGCCGCAGAGGAACGAGAAUCCGCCGUUUUUUCCUCGUUGGAUUAGAGGUGUGUACGGAGAGGGACGAUGGUCGACGAGUCAAAUGAAAAAUCGUAACGUGGUUCGAAAGUAAAGGUAGAUAAUCGCGGAGCGGGAGCGCGGAUAAUUAGUGUCGCGAGAGAAAAAUAGGAAAAGAAAGAAAGCGUGUAGCUUGCGCGCGCGGGUAUACUCCGACGACGAAGUGAUCGACGUGUGAAGAUCGCGCGAAUCGAGCGAUAUAUCGAUUUCACUAGUCGCGCGUACGCAGUCGAACGGUGCGUGUGUGUGUGUGUGUGUGUGACAAGAGAGUACCGGCGAUGCACGAGAGGGUGGCGGAACGGAGUAAAUACACGCGAGGCGAAUAGUUCGACGGCGGGUCGAGGGCCGUCGGAAAGCCGGCCGCUCGGCGAGGUUCUUCCGCACGCGCCGAAUGCGCGCCAAGAGGGAUAGAGAGGCGGUUCAUCGUCAAAUCCCCGCACGACGAGCGACGAUUCCGGCCGCGAGAGGAGUCUGUAAUAUGCCAAUAACCGGCGCGCGGCGCGCGGUGAUGUUUAUGACAGAGGUGGCGGCGGUGCGCGGAGUGCAGGAAGCUGGUGCAGAAUUGGACGCGGGCAACUCCACGCGGCGGCAACUCCACGUUAUUGCGACAGGUGCGGGUUAUUACGGCGCGGCCGCUCUCGGCACCUCAUCCGUCUCGCGCGGCGAUAAUAACGCGCGCGAUUCUCGUUAUCCCGAGCAUCGUGCCCGAGUGCGCGCCGCCGUCGCCCAGAAACGUCUCCCCCGUGUCGUCAUCGUCGUCGUCGUCUAGAGGGAGGACGUCUUUCGGAGGACGCGCGCCCUAACGAGGGUGUUACACCGAGACAGUUCUGCCGUUCGCGGACAUUCGCGCGCUCCGUGGACCGAAGGCCGAGAACUGUGGAGGAGGAAGAGGAGGAGAAGGAGGAGGAGGUGGAGGUGGAGAAGAAAACGAAGGAAGAACAAAAGGACAUCCAUUUAUGAUCAAACGAAAAGAGAUAGUGAAUCGAGAAAAAUAUUUCCCGAUCUGUGUUCCUCGCGAAACUUUGCGACCCAUAUUCUCGAACAUUCGUUCUUUCGAGAAGCUCGACAUCGAAAAACCGUCGCAACGGUUCUUUAAUAUAUAACCACGGAAUCCAACGCGCGAUGUAACACGUUGUACGACGCAGAGGAGUUGGGCUUAAAGUUCUGAUCUCCAAAGACCGAUCGGCUCUGUCAGAGCCGAUUCAAGAGCUUUCUCGAUCCGGCCGGGAAAAGACCCCUUCUCGAGGAGAAUCCUAUCGCGAUCCAACGAAACGAUCGCGCGGACGUUCUCAGUGCCCAGAAUCCCGCGAUCCGCGCUCCUCGAUCGAACUCGGUUGCCGUGCCGCCAGAUCGAUCGGCUCCGUGGAAAGAAAAACGCACAGCCACACAGGAAUCGCACACUUAGAUAUUAAAAUCAAUCAAUCAAUCAAUCAAUCAAUCAAUCAACCAAUAGGGCAACACAGUCAAGCUCCAAUCGCGGCCAUUGGAUCCACCUUCGCUGUUUGGAUUCCGUUCGUCCGUCUAUGCGUUCUCUCCCGAUAGAGAAGACCUCGCGACCGGUCGUGUAACGUGUGAGAUUUUAUCAUCGCGACGAUUUCCGCAAAUCAUUCUAUUACUCGUGAACCGCGAAGUACGCGAGGAUGCUAAUGUCGGCAUCGUGUGCGCGUCUGUGCCGAGUAGCAAGCCUGUUCUGAUCGUCAAUUCUGAUGAACGUGACUCGCGGUGCCGGGAAAGUGAGGCUCUAAUUAACUCGUGUGUGACGGCCACUACGUCUACGUGUCACGUUGCCUAGGCAGCGGAUCGCCCAUUUAGGAGACCGAACCGGAGAGGCGGCCAGCUGUUAAUCAGCAGCCACCGCGGUGGACAUGAUUAUUUCAAAGGAUCUGUUCCUCCUUGGCGACCAGGAUUAUCUGCGCCUUCCCGUCAACGAGAAGCGCCAGCAACGGGCAAUGGGCCGGCCGAUCAUCAAUGCUCCCAGAGUGGAAAGCUCAGCGCUGCAGUUGGUGUGCCCGCUGGAUUCUCGUCCGGUGCAGCUAAUCUUCCGAGGAUUGCAGGUGGUCAAGGAGAAGCGAGUGCUCCUUCGAGAUGUUUCGGGAGUCGUCAAGCCAGGCGAAUUAUUGGCCGUUAUGGGCCCUUCAGGCUGUGGUAAAACAACACUGCUGAACUGUUUGUCCGGCCGCGUCGGCGUGGACGGCGGUGAGAUCUGGUUGAAUCGCGAGAGGCUCACCAAACGGUGGCGCAGAAGAAUCUGCUACGUACAACAGCAGGAUAUUUUUUUCCCCGAUCUCACCUUACGACAGACACUUGAGUACCAGGCGAGGCUGAGGCUUCCGGACAUACUCUCACACUCCCAGAAGAUGCAGUGCGUGGAUCACAUCAUCGAGGUCCUCGACCUCGCGGGCUGCCAAGACACCAUCAUUGGAGAUUAUUCGAAGCGGGGGAUUUCCGGUGGUGAGAAGAAAAGGACGAGUAUAGCUUGCGAAUUACUCACGAAUCCAUCAUUAAUGCUACUAGACGAACCCACGAGCGGACUCGACUCGCACUCGGCUCAAGCACUGAUCUCGCGGUUGAAGAAAUACGCCGAGCAAGAGGGUAAGAGCAUCGUGGUGACGGUACACCAACCUAGUUCCAGGAUGUUCCACAGUUUUAGUAAGCUUCUCCUACUGAGUAAUGGUCAAGUGGCGUACUACGGUUCGACGGCGAAUGUCGGCAGAUUCUUCUCUACGAUAGGACUUACGCUACUGCCGCAUUACAACCCCGCAGACUUCAUUCUGGAACAAAUAAAGGGGCCAGAGGAGGUUCGAGAUCGCAUCGUUGCCGCAGCGAGAGCUGCAAGACAGGGACCUGACUGCCCACCGGAACUUCGCCCGGAGUAUAAUCCCAGCCAACAUCCGCUCUGCGACCAUCUCAUCCAUUAUCACGAGCACCACAUCAGCCACAACGUGAAGGAAGACGAAGGCCGUACGCUAUGGUUGGACACACAAAGCCACGCCAGCAGCAGUGCGAGUUCUGCUGAUGACGACUAUUCCUGGCAGUGGCCCACCAGUUUCUGGUCGCAGUUCAAAGUAUUAUCGGAAAGAAAUUUUCAAGAGGCACGACCACGGAUGUUGUCGCGUCUUCACUGGCUGCAAACGGUAGCUCUUGGGCUUCUAACUGGGCUUUUAUGGCUGGGUCUUCCCAGAACUGAAGCAGCCAUUCACGAUAUUCAGGGGUGGAUGUUCUUCAGCAACACAUACUGGAUGCUUUUUGCACAUUUUGGAGCGCUCACGAGCUUUCCCCCGGAGCGCGAGGUGAUCAACAAGGAACGCCUGUCAGGAUCCUAUCGGCUCUCGGCCUACUACCUGGCGAAGAUGGUGGGCGAGCUGCCGUUGACGAUAACGCUGCCCGCAGUCUACCAUAUAAUUAGUUACCCAAUGUUGGGCUUCCAUAAUAUAGCGGUCUUCAUCACGCUGCUCGCAUUCUUGCUGCUCAACACUGUAGUCGCACAGAGUGUCGGAUUCUUCGUGGGCGCAUGCUGCGAAGAUCUGCAGGUGGGCAUCACCGUCUCCGCGCUUUACACACUUUCGACGCAGCUUCUGGGCGGUUAUUUGGCGACGUCGGUCCCACCAUGGCUAGCGUGGGCCAGAUACAUCAGCAUGAUGCAUUAUGCCUAUCAGAAUAUGCAGAUUCUGGAAUUCGGCGUCGGCGAACCGAUCGCAUGCUCCCAGCCGAGUAAGUUCGCCGAGUGCAGAAACGGCACGACGAUACCCGUUUCCGCGAUUUUGGAGAGUCAAGGCGGGGUCAAAGGUUCUGGUCUACCAUUGUGGGCGAACACAGCGGUGCUACUGGCGUUCCUAAUCGUUUUCCGCACCCUGGGCUACCUCGUCCUGCGUUACUACCGUGUACCAAAAUGAGCGUGUUUGGGAGACACGCAAGUAGCACGCAAAUUCUCGACACGACUUUCGCGGAUCUUCAGUUUUGUUACUACAUCAUAGAGUAUUAUAGCAACCGAUCGUCGCUGUCGUCGCUGUCGCGCGUCUCGCCUCUUGUUCGUCGCGGAAUGGAAAAAAA
Messenger RNA from Solenopsis invicta (red fire ant), 4401 nucleotides. RefSeq names its product ABC transporter G family member 9 (gene E23). Lineage: Eukaryota; Metazoa; Arthropoda; Insecta; Hymenoptera; Formicidae. Gene Ontology annotation, cellular component: plasma membrane. The coding region runs from base 2217 to 4244 and encodes 675 amino acids. The transcript is spliced from 13 exons. Gene Ontology annotation, molecular function: ATP hydrolysis activity; ATP binding; ABC-type transporter activity. The record is from RefSeq and is a predicted model, not a curated record.